UCAAUCUGAGUGAAAAUACCUGUCACUUGUCAACCAAUAAAUUUGGGUCGGAAUCGAAAUGAAAAUACUUAUUCAGUGAAAGCCAGAAAUUUAGAAGCUCCUUUUUACUAACUCAAAAAUGGAACGAGUUCCAGGCGUCCUUCCACGACUAAACGUCCAAUACGAAACUGAGCUGGGACAAUCACAAGUAGUGCAUUCCGACGAAAUCAAUCCAAUCCCCGCAUUAUUACCAAGUGGCAGUGCAGAUGACAUUCCUCCGCCCAAACCGGACUUUUCGGCCCCUCCGCCGUACGAGCUCGCUACAAAGCUACCAUCGUACGAGGAGGUACAACGCGAGAAAAUUUUAGAGGGGCAAGCGAUUCCGGCGGCUCUUGGUGAAGUGCCACGUGUGAGAGAGCCCAGAACUUUAGGUCAAUUAUUAGCAAUAGACUCCGAGGCAAAUGAUGACGUCGAUACAUCACUUUUAGGUACCGAUUUUAUGUUUUAUACUGCGUUCUUCGUGGCUUUUAUUUUCAAUUGGAUCGGUUUUCUUUUGGUGACAUGCUUUUGUAAUACAAUCGCGGCGAGGUAUGGCGCAUUAUCCGGUUUUGGUAUAUCUUUAGCAAAGUGGACUUUAAUUGUAAAACACUCUACAGACUUUGGCACUCGUGAAAAUGGAUGGUUGUGGUGGCUCGUCAUGGUUUUUGGAUUGAUCAUUUGCAUACGUGCCAUCGUACAGUACCUGAGUAUUAAAAGAGGUUGGCAUUUAUUGAGUGCCAGCCACCAGGAGCGACUUUUAUUUUUUUACUAAUUUUAUUUCUCUUAUUAUCAAUAUGACUGCAUAUUAUGUGUGUUGAUAUUCCGGUUACACACGUCUUUCUUUCUUGUUAACGUGUUGGGAUUUGGAACACGCAAAUGGCUCAAAGUUUUGUGAAACACAUCAUAAAUGUUAGUUAUACACAUUUCAAAUUUGUCAGUGUGAAUACAUUCCAUAAAAAUGUUUAUUGUUCUGGGUAAGUCACGGAACUCCUUUUCUUUGUAAGGAGGGAGCCAAAGGUAAUUGUUAGAGUGAAUGUCAUUGACAAGCUCAUUAAUUGGCAAUUACAACAGUUGCGUUACCUGUUUAGAGCUGCCAUUCUCCAUACAGGCUGUUCAGGGUAAUACUUGUACUUUCUGUCUAUUGCAUAACAAUCUAACGAAAGAAAAAUGUAAAUUACACAAAAAAGGUAACGUAGAUGACCUACCCCUUGUUGAUUAUUUUGCUUUUAUUUAAAAAAUAUUUAUUUUGUUACUAAGUAUGAGGCCAAAAUUAUCUAUUUUGAAAAAUGCUCAUUUAGAAUGCUGUUUGUGUUGGGGGGCAAAAUUGGUGGCUGCAUUAACUACUAACUCAAUUAGAAAAAAUUAAUCAGGUAAGAACAAUGUACAUCAAGUGAAAUCAACUACAUUCACUUGUUGAUGCACACUGAUCUCCUUACCUGAUUAACUUUUACUAAUGUCCGUGGUUAGAGAUCGUUCAAUUUAAAAUUGUUUCAAUACUAACUCAAUAUUAAGUUAAUAUCACGGGCAUGUUUGUAUUACUCAAACUUAUUCUACUGCAUCAUCAGCACAUAACGUUUUACUAAUUCAUUUUUAAGCUUGUUUGUAACUAUCAAUUAUUUAGUUACGUGGACGUGGCUGGUGGGUGAUGCUUAACACACUGAAAAUGUUGACAGUGAGUAGCUCGUUCCUGAGUGAUCUGGACAAUUAUAUUGCAAGAAAUGUCAAGGCCAUGCGUAUAUGUAGUCGAACUUGAAACUAUGUACUGAAUGCUUGUUUAUUUUAGUAACUCUAUUAGCUAAUAUGAAAGGUAUGUAAAAAUUGAACAUUACAAACAGGCUUUAAUAAGAUGUUUAGUUAAUUUUAUUUAUUUAUCAUUUAGGUACCUUAAAUUAUCAAGUUAGCAUUAAUUUUUCUUUGCAUAACCACAUUUUUAUCAAGAAGUGGGAGGCCUUUCGACGCAAACAGUAUUAGGCCUUACAAAUGACAUAAGACUUGAUUUAUUAAACAAAAUUCAGUAUUAAAAAAUUGUAUUUCAUGAAAGACUAUGAAUUGGAUAGACAGUAAAUAGGUUUAUGUUCAGAUUAAACCGAAACUCAUUAGUUCUUAUCGUCAAAUGGUGGCCAAUCAUUUUAAAACAGGUUUAGAUUACUGGUUUUGUUUUUAUGUACACAAAACUGCACAAUUAUUUACUUUAGUAGGUAGUACUUUUAUUUGUUUCUGGUUGGCUUCUGUAAGUAUUUUAGCUUCUCACAGGAAUGAUCUAUAAUAUAGGAAUUAGGGCAUUUUUAACAACUGGUCCACUGGAGGGUUUUGUAUGAAAGUUGUUCAUUAUUGCAUGCCGAAGGAAGUCUAGUUCUAGUUACUGUAAAUUACGUGUAUAAUGUAUAGAUAUUUAAUUAAAUAUAUGUUUGUAAGAACAA
Photinus pyralis (common eastern firefly) is the source of this 2438-nucleotide messenger RNA. RefSeq names its product NEDD4 family-interacting protein 2 (gene Ndfip). Gene Ontology annotation, biological process: positive regulation of protein ubiquitination; vacuolar transport; ubiquitin-dependent protein catabolic process. The transcript is spliced from 5 exons. The coding region runs from base 119 to 790 and encodes 223 amino acids. Gene Ontology annotation, molecular function: WW domain binding. The record is from RefSeq and is a predicted model, not a curated record. NCBI's taxonomy places the organism in Eukaryota, Metazoa, Arthropoda, Insecta, Coleoptera, Lampyridae. Gene Ontology annotation, cellular component: endoplasmic reticulum; Golgi apparatus; perinuclear region of cytoplasm.